Messenger RNA from Dermacentor silvarum, 4645 nucleotides. Its product is annotated as rab-like protein 6. Gene Ontology annotation, cellular component: nucleus; cytosol. Bases 225 to 2468 code for a protein of 747 amino acids. Gene Ontology annotation, molecular function: GTP binding. The transcript is spliced from 16 exons. Lineage: Eukaryota; Metazoa; Arthropoda; Arachnida; Ixodida; Ixodidae. The record is from RefSeq and is a predicted model, not a curated record.
CGGACUUUAAAAAUGGCGCUGUCGAUAUGAGGUAUGGGAUCGGCAGCAUACGUGGAUGUUCCGUGAGCAUAUGGAGCGGCGUCACGUUCGUCGGGCAUCGUGAUAUGACACACGCGCCGAAUGUGUCGUGAAACACGGGAAGCGCCGGCAUCUCGGCUUGCCUGAAAGGCGGUUUGGUCGGUGCCGUCCUCUUGGCAGAGCAGCACUUGUGAAGUUCUGGCAAGAUGCUCACAGCCUUUAAGAAGCUGGUGGGCAACAGCGGCGAUGGGGGAGGGGGUGCCGCUGGUGGAGGGAAGCACCAGCCCCCGUCGGGCAUGCAAGCCAUGGAGCAGAGCCUGCAAAAGCGCUUUGCUCGAGGUGUCCAGUAUAACAUGAAGAUUGUCAUCAAGGGAGACCGCAAUGUGGGCAAGUCGUGUCUCUUGCUACGUCUGCAGGGCCAACCAUUCAAGGAGGAGUAUCUGCCCAGUGACGAGAUUCAGGUGGCCAGUAUCCAGUGGAGCUACAAGGCCACAGAUGACAUCGUCAAGGUGGAGGUCUGGGAUGUGGUGGACAAAGGCAAGAAGCGGAAGCCCAUCAAGGGUCUGAAGCUGGACAACUCGGUGGCUGAUGCUCAAGGGGUACCUGAGGAGGCUGCCCUGGAUGCAGAGUUUAUUGAUGUGUACAAGGGCACAAACGGAGUUGUCAUGAUGCUAGACAUCACCAAACAGUGGACGUUUGACUAUGUGCAGCGCGAGCUGCCCAAGGUUCCAGCCAACAUUCCAGUUCUGGUUCUGGCCAACCACUUAGACAUGAAGCACCACCGAAACAUCACCGAGGACCAAGUGCGCUUCUAUGUUGAAUCCGUAGAGCGGCCCCCGGGCAGUGCCCAGAUCCGCUAUGCGGAGUCCUCACUGCGCAACGGCUUCGGCCUCAAGUUCCUGUACAAGUGGUUCAACCUGCCUUUCCUCCAGCUGCAGCGGGAGAGCUUGCUGCUGCAGCUGCAGCGCAACAGCCAGGAGACAAAUGCGACCAACGAUGAACUGGACAUGCUGCAGGAAUCUGAGGAGCAGAACUAUGAGUUGUUUGUUGAAACCCUCAACAAUAGGCGGCGGCAGAUGGCUGAGCAGCUCUCAUCAGCCUCUAAGUUUGCAGAGGCAGCAGCUGCUAUGCCAAAUGGAAUGCCUUCCAGUGCCACCACCGCCAAUUUGGUGGGAGAGGCAGGCCGGAGACCUUCUGUUGGUGCCAAGGUGGGAGCAGCACCCUCACGAAGCGUGUCAGUGCCUAGUUCGCUGGGACACGAAGCACAGAGGGCAAUGGUAGGAGCUACAUUGCAUCCACCACAAGUCCAACAGCAGCAGUCGCGGCUGCAGCAAACGCAGUCACCCAGAAAGCCAGCUGUUUCACCUACAAUUGAACAAGGAUACCAUGUCCAAAAAGCAUCACCAACUGCAUCAAAUAGUGAUGCUGUUGCUUCUGCUAAAGCAUCAUCAGGAAGUGCACCAUCACCGACAGUAUCAGUGGGUACACCGACAAAACAAGCUGCCAGUCUCAUGUCAAAACUUUUUAAUAAGAAACCAGAGAGGGAGGACUAUAUGGUGGUGCAAGCUGAUGUGCAUGCGCCACCACCAAUGAGCUCGUCAUCCUUGGCUGUUCACAAUGUUGAUGACUUCGUGCCAGAUGGUGAUGCCAGCUUCCACAGCUUUUUAGAAGAGCGUGAUGUUGAUGGUGGUGCUGCUGCAUCAUCUGCCCUUGAUGACGAAAGUGCCAGCGAUGAGGAUGACUCUGGUGGCAACCCGCUGGUCACCGGAUUCCAGGACGAUGUAGACCCCGAGGACUUUCGUCCAGGUCGGGCAGCUGGUGACCUGCCGGCUCCUGUAAUGCCCGUGGGCCAUGGAGAUUCCCAAGAUGAAGAAGAUGCUUUGUGUGGGGGCGGAAACAGCGCACGAGAGCCUUCAGAGGAAUCUUUUCUAUCAAGGGAAGAGAUAAGCCGAGAGGAUCCUGAUGGAACAUCGUCACCAGCUGCUCCUGAGAAUGCGCCAACAGAGCAGGCAUCAACAUUUUGGAGCAUGCCCAGUGAGGACCUGAACUUUCUGGAGAAGAGGUACACUGGCCUUCCUCCACAGCUUGAUAAAGCCACUUCCGUGCCAAAACAUCAGCAGAAGCUUGGUGGCGCUUCUGGUGCAGCCAGUGACACUCACGAGGAUGAUGAUGCUUCCAUCACGAAGCAUAAGAAGCACAAGCACAAGUCCAAAAAGGAUGACACCGAGAGGAGCCAGAAGCAUCGAAAAGAGAGGACCAAGGAAAAGUCAAGCAGGGAUAAGGAAAAAGGCAACGAGGAAUCCAGUGACAAAACUAAGAAGAAGCCUCACCGCAAGCAUCGCAAGGCAGUGGAGGAAAGUUCUUCAGAUGCAGAAAAGCUGGAGGCUUUCCUGGGUGCUGCUGAUGAUGUCGGUGUAGAGCGAGCGGCUGAAGCAUACGAAUCGUUGUGACAUAUCCACUUUGUAGAUAGUGGUGUUGAAGUAUACUAGUUUGUGCAGAGUGUUAAUGGUGACAGAGCAGUAACAUGCGUGCUACCAUAACAGAAGAUGUACCAGAGAAAUAUCCCACAGGUAUACUUUAAGUUUGGACUGAGACCAUAACUGCUGGUAUCAGCAGUCUUGGUCUUCCUUUCUACUGACAAUGCCAGCAUCAGCUUUAAGGUGCUGUUAAAGCUGAUGUUAAGGGACUGGUGCCAACAGUUCUAAUAACCAUGUUAAUAUCACUGGUGAGGUAGCAAUACUCCAGCUUUUUAGGUAUUGCUUAACCUGUGCGGUGAUGCUCAAAAGAAAAGAUUGUCAAGCCAGAACUCAGCUGUAUUUGGUGUGCUUGGACUGACAGCAACUGUAUGUGGAGUGCUGCUACCGCUGUGGCACCUGAAUAGUGUGGCAUUGUGUUGCCUAAUGAUGCUGCUGGCUACCGACAAUAGUCACUAGCGCGUGAACCCUCGUGCGGCAGGUAUUGUUGGAGGCUGGGUUAGUGUUAUGAACCAUACUGAAGUAGUGGUUGCAGUUAGAACUUGUAGCACUAAGCAGAUACAUACGGCACACUGCACACGUCUUUCAUGUGCCAUCCAACAGUGUUGAUGCUGAGUAACUGAUAUUUACUACUGCUACCAUUGAUGCUUCUUUCACUGGAAAGAGUGACGGUAAUCUAUGCUAUUGGGCUUCGCAUCAGGUAUGCCAAAAAGUGUUUGCAAAGUGAAGUAUUCAAUGGUUGACAGGCAGAUAAAUUAUUUGCACCAUUAUUCUCAUUUUGUUUUGUGCACUGAAAGCAAUGUUCACUCAUGUUUAGGGAGCAUCAAAAAACCACCAUGACUGAUGGAAAGAUUUUUUUUUUAUAGGAGAAUCGUUAUAGACAGUGUCAGAAGUUAAAAAUGUUCAUCUUUGAGGCACGCUCCAAGUGCUGUUUGCAAGGCACCAUUUUGAAUAAUUACGUAAAACAUGGGGCGGGAACACAUUGGUUAUGCACUGUGCACAGUACUAUCAUUGGUCCUUUCAUUGGUCCUUUCAUUGGUCGUGCCUCCAAGUGCUGAUAGUCUGACAACCCUUUUGCGAAAACUCCCAGGUAGUGCCUAAAAGGCAGCCACAUAUUUGAAUGUGUUGUUGCUCCCGUGAGGCAGUAUGUUCCGAAUAGAAGUUUCAGGCAGCACAUUUCACAAGGCAUUUUUUGGCCACAAACAACUUUUGAAUUGGAAAAGCCUGCCAAGAAAUGUACCCUGGAUUGUAUGCGCAACAAAGUUCAAAUUUGUCCUCUGCAUAGCUUGAGUGUGCUAGAGCUAACCUGCUAUCCUGUUGCACAGGGGACAUUGGCAUGUCAGAUGAACUUUGUUGUAUUUAUGUGCAAGCCAGUGAUGCUCUCCAGGGGCAGAGCUGUCACGCUUGUAGGUAUUGAAAUUCACUUGUAGGUGUUGAAAUUGGGGGCACACUUCAGUAACUCCACUUGACAGGCUUGCAACUAUUUUGAAACAUGCAACGGGUACUAGAUAUUGCUUGCUGCUGCAGUGAAGCAAAAAAAUCUGAGUAGUGUUUAGCUCUGUUGUUGUGAGUUAUUGAUGAACUGUGCUGUGGGCUGGCAUGUAUGUCUUCAUGAUUAAAUGCAAAUCAUCUUGUUUUUACGGACCUGUAUGGUCACUGUGAUGAGCGCUCCUUAUUGAAUGCUUGCUUGUUGUGUACAAGAAUGUCCUGUUUAUGGAAGUUCCUGCAAAUAUAAAAAUCUCGAGGCAUCAUUCUGUCCUCACUUUGAACAACUUCCUCUCAAAGUUUGCAAGAUUGUUAUUUGUUUACCUUUUACUGUGUUUCACACUUUUCAGUUUGUAACCUCAUAUUCUUAAACUUUCUAAAGCAUGUUUGACAAGGUCCAGAUCACAUACUUGUGGCAUCAGUGUCAUACAUUUAAUUACUCCAGCUGGCCACGAGUUGCUGUGAUAGCAAAUUCUGACAGUGACUUGCUUGGCCUGGAAAUUUAACAGGGUUACUUCGUGAGCUUUGAAUUGUACAGUUUCUCUUUUUGUGUGUUUCUUGCCUUGCUUUCUUAUUGAAAGUUUGAUUGUGUGCCUGUAUUUAUAGAGCACUAUAGAGCAUGACUAGUGAUGUUUCUUUGAAGUGACAUAAAAAGGAAGCUUGGAGAA